Molecule: messenger RNA, 792 nt
Organism: Coffea arabica (coffee)
Lineage: Eukaryota; Viridiplantae; Streptophyta; Magnoliopsida; Gentianales; Rubiaceae
Source: RefSeq, a predicted model, not a curated record
UGAGUAUUUUCAUUGAUGUCUGCUUUGUUUUUCCUAAAUUUUUGUAGAUUACCUUCCACGGCUGCUCUCAGAGAAGAAGGAUUAUGCCCAUUGAUGCCUGAGGAAACGGUGCUUAUGCUUGCAGCCCUUGGUUUCAACCGAAAAACGCGCAUUUAUCUGGCAGGAGCACAUAUUUACGGAGGGAAGUCAAGAUUGACUGCAUUAACUACCUUGUUUCCUAAUCUGGUUACUAAAGAGAACCUGCUCUCUUCAGCUGAAAUUGAACCAUUUGCAAAUUUUUCAUCUCAGUUAGCAGCACUGGACUUUAUCACUUGCACAGCUGCAGACAAUUUUGCCAUGACAGACUCGGGGAGUCAAUUUUCAUCGUUGGUAUCUGGUUACAGAAUCUAUUAUGGUGGGGGAGAAAUGCCAACAAUUCGGCCAAACAAACGCAGGCUUGCUGACAUAUUUGUUAAGAACAACACGAUAGAGUGGAGCGUGUUUGAGAAAAGAGUAAGGAAGGCUGUGAGACAAACCAAAAGGGUUUUCUCACGUCCUACUGGUCGGAGUGUGUAUAGAUAUCCACGGUGUCCAGAGUGUAUGUGCAGUGACCAGCCCUGAUGUACUUUUUGGCGACUUUCUGUUAGCAUUUAGGCAGUGUAUUUGUAGGUAAAACAUUCUUUCGUAAACAUUCUUUUGGGCUUUUGAUAUCAGAUUUUACUGGAGGUCCAAGAAUAGAGGUUGAUUCAGUGUACAAAUAUAAAACAAACUUCAAUUUGAGAAAAGUGGACUAUUUAUUGCUUUCGAUUCCUC